CCACCGUUUCGUUCCUUCGUUUGUCUAUCGCAAUACGUACCGCUUCCUCCGGCAGUUGUGGGUUUCUUAGCAAGUCUUUCCGCAGUUCGAUUUUAGGGUCGCUGCUUUUGCGAGGUGGGUUGGAAUGGUUUGAUGUUGCAUCUGACCAUUCGUAACCCCAGAAUACGAAAGGACGAACACGCCAGGAACCGAUGGAGGAAGGCUGAUAUCACAAUCGAACCUUUCUUUGGUGUCACCAUAGCUUCGUCUGACGAUUAGCUCUUACUAUCUACAUCUUCUUUGUCUUCAAACACUUACAACAAAAAAUCGAGACUUCGAGAUUUUCUGUCCUCCACCACCACAGAAUCAUCUCCCAGCCGUUCACCGUACCUGAAUCAUGGCUUCAGCCGAGAAAGCCACUCCCGAGCCCGCGUCUCCAAAUCGCGGGUGGCGUUUCUGGGCAAUCAUGACAUCCAUGGCCGUCUCCAGCGUGCUGGCUGGUCUCGAUGCCACAGCUGUAUCAACAGCCAUGCCAUCCAUCAUCCACGAUCUGGGCACCUCCCAAGGCUAUACCUGGAUCGCAAACGCAUACCUCCUCACCACCACAGCAUUCACGCCCAUCUUUGGCCAGACGGCGAAUAUCUUCGGCCGGCGCGCACUAACCAUCCUCUCCAUCGUGCUCUUCGCCAUCGGAUCCGCCAUCGCGGGUCCGGCGCCCAGUCUCGGUGUUUUGGUGCUCGGGAGAGCCAUCCAGGGAAUUGGAUGCGCGGGACUGAAUACCAUGGUCGAGAUGGUAGUCUGUGAUCUCGUGCCCCUCCGCGAGAGGGGGAAAUUCAUGGGAUUUAUCUUUGGCAUCUACGCGAUAUCAACUACCAUCGGCCCCUUGAUUGGAGGCGCAUUCGCGACCUACGCGACCUGGAGAUGGAUAUUCUACCUCAACCUACCCCUCUCGGGCAUAACUCUCGCCAUGGUGCUCCUCUCCCUCGGCGCCCUCCCCAAGAAAUCCUCCUUCUCAUUGAAAUCUCUCGCGCGCGUCGAUUUCCUCGGCAACGCCCUCCUCAUCGCCUCCAUAACCUCCAUCCUGAUCGCCCUCACCUGGGGCGGCGGCCAAUACACCUGGUCCUCCUACCACACCGUCCUCCCCCUCGUCCUCGGGCUCGCUGGCCUCUUAUUAUUCCUCGCUUUCGAAACCCGCGUCCCCGAACCCACCACCCCCUUCCGCCUGUUCGCCAACCGCACCUCGCUAAUCGGCUUCCUGUGCGCCUUCAUCCACAACAUGCUCGUUUUCUGGAUCCUCUUCAUCCUCCCCAUCUACUUCCAAGCCGUGCUGAACAAAUCCGCUUUCCGGAGCGGGGUGGACGUCCUACCUACGGCUGCCGUCUGCAUGCCGUUCACCAUCCUGUCUGGCGGUCUGAUGACGAAGCUCGGGCGCUAUAAACCGCUCCUCAUCGCUGGCUUUGCGUUCUUCCCCCUAUCGCUCGGCUUGUUUAGCCUUCUUGAUCAAAAUUCUAGUACAGGCACCUGGGUAGGAUUCCAGAUCCUGGCCGCGGUGGCGAUUGGUGUUAUUACACCCGUCACCCUACCCACGGUCCUGACCCCGCUCGAGGAGAGAGAUACAGCGGUCGGGACCGCGACGUGGGCGUUUAUGCGCGGAUUCGGGACCAUUUGGGGCGCUGCUAUCCCGUUGGCGGUGUUUAACUCGAAGGCCAACUCUUUGGUCACGUCGCGUUUAUCCUCUAACCCCUCCGCGCAACAACUCCUGCAGAAUGGCGGCGCGUAUACGCUUGCAGCGGGCGGGAGCGUGUAUUCUGCCCUCGGCUUAGAGGCGAAUCCGGCGCUGGAAGACACGGUGAGGGGUAUAUAUACGGAUGCGUUGAAAUUGUGCUGGCAAGUGGGCCUGGCGUUCGCGUUGGCGGGGUUCUUGCUUAGUUGGGGGACGAGGGAGUUGCGGAUGAGGGAGGAGUUGGAGACGGAGUUUGGGUUGGGGAAGUGUGUUUGGCUUGAGCUCGCACUUUGA
Molecule: messenger RNA, 1996 nt
Organism: Mollisia scopiformis
Lineage: Eukaryota; Fungi; Ascomycota; Leotiomycetes; Helotiales; Mollisiaceae
Product: putative multidrug resistance protein fnx1
Exons: 3
Coding region: 377-1996 (539 amino acids)
Biological process (GO): transmembrane transport
Molecular function (GO): transmembrane transporter activity
Source: RefSeq, a predicted model, not a curated record